Messenger RNA from Daucus carota subsp. sativus, 2929 nucleotides. Its product is annotated as nuclear cap-binding protein subunit 1. Bases 68 to 2650 code for a protein of 860 amino acids. Gene Ontology annotation, biological process: nuclear-transcribed mRNA catabolic process, nonsense-mediated decay; mRNA export from nucleus. Gene Ontology annotation, cellular component: nucleus; nuclear cap binding complex. NCBI's taxonomy places the organism in Eukaryota, Viridiplantae, Streptophyta, Magnoliopsida, Apiales, Apiaceae. The record is from RefSeq and is a predicted model, not a curated record. Gene Ontology annotation, molecular function: RNA cap binding; mRNA binding; protein binding. The transcript has 19 exons.
CCUAAAUAAAACAGCCAUCUCGUGUGGAAACACCGGAAGCAAGCAAGGGUUUUAGGAGCUGGUGAAAAUGAGUAGCUGGCGAACCCUAAUUCUUCGAAUUGGCGAAAAGUGCCCCGAAUAUGGCGCCACCGUUGAUUUCAGAGAUCACAUUGAGAAUUGCUUUGGUGUGCUUCGGCGGGAGCUAGAUCAUAUCGAGGCUGAUAUCUUGAAGUUCCUUCUUGAAUGUGCCGAGCAACUGCCUCACAAGAUUCCUCUGUAUGGGACAGUGGUUGGGUUGUUGAACCUGGAAAAUGAUGGAUUUGUUAAGAAAGUAGUAGAAACCAUCCAAAUCAAUUUGCAGGGAGCUCUAGAUGAUGGAAAUUGCAGCAGGAUCCGUAUACUUAUGCGAUUUCUUACUGUUUUGAUGUGCUGCAAAGUUGUGCAACCAAGUGCAUUACUUGUUGUCUUCGAAACGUUGCUGUCAUCUGCUGCAACAAUAGUGGAUGAAGAGAAAGGAAAUCCUUCUUGGCAAGCAUGCGCUGACUUCUAUAUUACAUGUAUUCUGUCUUGCCUUCCUUGGGGAGGAUCUGAACUAAUCGAGCAAGUUCCUGAAGAGGUCGAAAGAGUUAUAGUUGGGAUCGAAGCAUAUUUGAGUAUAAGGCGACACGGGUCUAGCGCUGGUCUUUCUGUCUUUGAUGAUUCUGACAGCACCGGUAAAGCUCAUAGUGAAAAGGAUUUUUUGGAAGAUUUAUGGGGGCGGAUCCAAGACCUUUCUAACAAUGGGUGGAAACUUGAUAGUGUUCCUAGGCCACAUCUUCAGUUUGAGGCACAACUGGUUGCGGGAAAAUCUCAUGACUUUGGUCCCGUCAGUUGCCCUGAGCUGCCAGAUUCUCCUGCAGCCCUCUCUGGAAUUGCCUUUGGCAAACAAAAGCAUGACGCCGAACUGAAGUAUCCUCAAAGGAUCCGCAGGCUUAACAUAUUUCCUGCCAGUAAAACAGAGGACUUGCAGCCUAUAGAUCGCUUUGUGGUGGAAGAGUAUCUGUUGGAUGUGCUUUUAUUCUUGAAUGGCUGUCGAAAGGAAUGUGCUUCCUACAUGGUGGGUCUUCCUGUUCCUUUCCGUUACGAGUAUCUAAUGGCCGAGACAAUAUUCUCCCAGCUUCUUUUACUGCCUCAGCCUCCAUUCAAGCCAGUCUAUUACACAUUGGUUAUCAUUGACCUCUGCAAGGCUCUUCCGGGUGCCUUUCCCGCAGUUGUGGCGGGUGCAGUUCGUGCUCUUUUUGAUAAAAUUGCUGAUUUAGAUAUGGAGUGUCGAACCCGCCUUAUCCUUUGGUUCUCACACCAUUUAUCAAAUUUUCAAUUCAUCUGGCCAUGGGAAGAAUGGGCUUACGUUUUGAACCUUCCAAAAUGGGCUCCGAAACGUGUAUUUGUUCAGGAGGUUUUAGAAAGAGAAGUUCGUUUGUCAUAUUGGGACAAAGUUAAGCAGAGCAUUGAAAAUGCCCCUGCACUAGAGGAGCUCCUUCCUCCAAAGGGUGGACCAAACCUGAAGUAUAGUGUGGAAGAUGCAGAUAAAACAGAACUUGCCUUUUCUUCUGAGAUCAAGGCCAUGGUGAAAGGGAGGAAAAUGGCUCGUGAAGUUAUAGUUUGGAUGGAUGAAAACGUGGUCCCAGCUCAUGGUUCGGAUGUUGCUCUCAAAGUGAUUGUUCAUACCCUUCUUGACAUUGGAUCAAAGAGCUUUACUCAUUUGAUUACAGUCUUGGAGAGAUAUGGCCAGGUCAUUGCAAAGAUAUGUCCUGACCAAGAAAAACAGAUUUUGCUUAUAGAUGAAGUCAAUUGUUUCUGGAAAAACAGCACUCAGAUGACAGCCUUGACAAUUGAUAGAAUGAUGGGUUAUCGGCUGAUAUCUAAUUUGGCCAUUGUAAGAUGGGUCUUCUCCCCAACUAACGUUGAAUUAUUCCAUACCUCUGAUCGUCUAUGGGAGAUUCUCAGAAACGCUAUUAAUAAAACAUACCAUCGUAUUUCUGAUCUAAGAAAAGAGAUUACAUCUCUCAAAAGAAAUGUUGUAUCUGCUGAAGAAAGUGUAUCCAAAGCUCAAGCAGAAUUGGAUGCUGCCGAGGCAAAGCUUAUGCUUGUUGACGGUGAACCUGUUGUUGGUGAAAAUCCAGUGCGAAUGAAGCGUUUGAAAGCGAGUGCUGAAAAGGCAAAGGAGGAGGAGGUAUCUGUUCGAGAAACAUUAGAGGCAAAGGAGGCUCUUUUUGCCAGAGCCCUUGAAGAGAUUGAGGCUUUGUUUCUCUCCAUGUAUAAGAGCUUCUCAUAUGUGUUGACGGGACGCCUACAUGAUGCAUUUGGAGAUAAAGAGUCACAUGGAUCCAAUCAUGCUGAUGGAAUGACCAUUGAUCUUGAAGAUUCAUCUGCAAUGGAUCUUGACCAAGAAAACGGAGGUCCCAAAAAAAGUACUUCCACUGGGGGAAGGGCAAGCAGCGGUUACAGUGUAACUGAGAAAGAGCAGUGGUGCUUAUCAACUCUGGGCUAUGUCAAGGCCUUCUCAAGACAGUAUGCUUCUGAGAUAUGGCCUCACAUUGAGAAGCUACAGGCAGAAGUAUCAGGGGAAGACGCACAUCCUCUUUUCCUGAAAGCUCUUUAUUCAGGGUUAGGUGUACCUACAGAGUUGUAACUUAUAUUAUAAUGGUUCUGCUAAUGUAGUUGACAUAUUAUAUUGAUGUGUCGGUUGAACUGGGCAAGUGAAAGGUUUGGAAGCAAUAGUUGUGGAUUAUGUAGUCAGCUGUUGAUUUGAUUAGAGUUGUAUGUACAAUACGAAGAUUAGGUAAAACAUAAUGUAGGUGAUUUUUAAAUGGUCUUUUGUAAAAUUUUAUUGUGCUCGUCAUACUUGGACCGGUACUAUGAUGUUAUCUUUUUAUGUACAGUAUUGAAGCAGAAUUUGACAAUUUCAUUA